GCGUCUCCACCAUGUCGCCUGCCGACCCUUAAUCCUUCAUGCCUGAAUUUUUAUAUCAGAGUCUUUUCUAUAUCAGAGUGUUUACACAUUGUGUAUGUACAUAACGUCAAAGUUGCCGACGCUUUAAAUCGUCUCCUCAUUUUUCCAUGAAAUACACUGAUAAUUUAUUUACUCACGAAGAUUUAUUAUCUGUAUUUUAAUCUCUAAAAAUGGAUUCGUAUAUAAUACAGAUUCGACGAACCUGGCUCAACCAAGAUGGGGAAGCAUUGGCAGAUCUCUUAUCUCUGCGACACAGUCAUGUCUCUAUAUUUCAAGUUGUAUCAGAAACUGCCAUAAUCAAGGCUAUGGAACAUUUAUCUGUGCCAUUAGAUGAUUUGGUACUUUGUCACUUAAAAGCUGUAUCUACCAUGAAUAAGAAUGAUAUCCUUACUAUGUAUAAUUAUCAAAGUUCAGCAGUGCAAUGUCUUGCAAAGAUUCUUCAAAUGCAAAAGGAAGAAAAUUGGAUGCUGCCAGUAAUGAAUGUAAUGUGUCUAGAAUUGAGAUUAUCUGCGAUAGGUGUGGAAAACUCUAAAUCUAACAAAAAUAUGAAACAAGGAGAAAUUCUAGAGAAAUGCGCAGAGUGUUUGAUGGCUUGUUUUCGCGUUUGCGCAGCUGAUAAUAUAAUUUCAGAGGAGGAAACAAAGAGAUGGGGAAUGCUAGCCUUAAUUAAUCAAUUGCUGAAAAUAUUAGAAUUUAACAAGCUGCAUUUGUGCAAACCUUUGAUACGAGCCAUAGAAUCAUCCCCUUAUAAGGAUCAUUUUGCACUGGCGCAACAGAUUACAUACAAAUUUUUUGUUGGCCGGAAAGCCAUGUUUGAUAGUGAUUAUAAAAUUGCCGACGAAUAUUUGACGUACGCAUUUGAACACUGUCAUAUACAAUGUUCAAAAAACAAGAGAUUGAUCUUAACUUAUCUCGUACCUGUGAAAAUGUUAUUAGGAUAUAUGCCAAAACAAAGCCUAUUAGAAAAGUAUAAUUUAAUGGAAUUCUAUGAACUCAUGGAAUCUGUAAGAAAGGGAGAUUUACGUUCUUUAGAAGGAGUAAUGGUGAAACAUGAAGUUUUCUUUAUAGAUGCCGGUAUAUAUUUAAUCGUGGAAAAACUGAAAUUGAUUGCUUAUAGAAAUUUAUUCAAGAAAGUGUAUUUAGCAUUGAACACGCAUCAAAUACCAGUUCAAAGUUUGCUCAUAGCAUUACAAAUCAAUGGAAUGGAGGAUAUAAAUAUGGAUGAGACAGAAUGUCUUCUUGCAAAUUUGAUAUACGAAGGCAAAAUUAAAGGCUACAUAUCUUAUCAACAUAAGAAAUUAGUUAUAUCUAAACAAAAUCCUUUUCCUCCUUUAUCUACAAUUAUAUCAUAAAUGACUGAAAUUGUAAUCUAUCCUUACUAUUUCUGUAAUAAAUAUAUUUUAUUUUUUACAAUUUUA
Messenger RNA from Nylanderia fulva, 1457 nucleotides. The record is from RefSeq and is a predicted model, not a curated record. Lineage: Eukaryota; Metazoa; Arthropoda; Insecta; Hymenoptera; Formicidae.